Acipenser ruthenus (sterlet) is the source of this 5516-nucleotide messenger RNA. It is a transcript of the gene ctdspla, whose product is annotated as CTD (carboxy-terminal domain, RNA polymerase II, polypeptide A) small phosphatase-like a. The transcript has 8 exons. The record is from RefSeq and is a predicted model, not a curated record. Gene Ontology annotation, molecular function: RNA polymerase II CTD heptapeptide repeat phosphatase activity. Bases 628 to 1470 code for a protein of 280 amino acids. NCBI's taxonomy places the organism in Eukaryota, Metazoa, Chordata, Actinopteri, Acipenseriformes, Acipenseridae.
AGUUCACCCAUGCGAGACCUUGGAUGGACAUAGUUCUGCACAGCAGUAGCCUUGCAAAACACGGCUUGCUGAACGAACCAGUCCCCUGCAUUGAGCACAGAGGGAGAAGGGGAGGGGGGUUCCUGGAAACCGCCUCCUUUUUCGCCUGCGCGCCGCGGGUCUGUGCUUGUGAAUCUCAAACACUCACCGCAUCCAUGUUGGAAAGAGAAUACAGAAACGGCUCCUCUUUUUUCUGUAAUAACUCGAAAAAACUGGGAGUAUAUAAAUUGUACAAUACCGGGACUCGAAUUGAAGCUGUGGAACCAAAAACCGGUCAGAAACUUUUUUUUCCCCUCCCACGGACUGCAAAAUACUAGUAGAUGUACGGGUAGGAACAUUGUGUGGAUUUUUUUUGUAACAUAUAUUAUUUUAUUUUAUUUUAUUUAGUUUUUUGUGAGGUGUGUGUUUUUUUGUUUCGUUUUUUUGUGGAGGUCUGGAAUUUAAUGUUCGUCCAAAAAGGGGCCUGCCGUGCUUCUGUGGUGGUGCUCCGGGUUUGGCUGCUGAUAAUAAUUGACAGGCUGGCUAAAAAAAAAAAAAAACAAAUUGAGAAAAAAUAAGUGAAUAAAAAAGGAAUAUCAUUGAGUUUCCAUGGACAACACGUCCAUCAUUACCCAGGUUGCAAACCCUAAAGAGGAGGAGAUCAUUUCUUCUAGUCAGGAGAAAGUUUCCCAGUCGAACAGCUGCUUAAAGAAGCAGCGCAGUAGAAGCAUCUUCAGCACCUUGCUCUGCUGCUUCCGGAGCUACAAUGCAGAGCCGCCCUCCUGCAACAACAGCAGCAGCAGCAGCAGCAGCUCCCUCCCUGCGCCCGCGGAGGAGAACGGGACGCUUCCCAAGUGUGAGCAGGUGCAGGUCAUUGCAGCCCCCAGUCCUCCAGAGAAAUUCCUCCUCCCUGAAAUCAACACAUCAGAUUAUGGCAGGAAGUGUGUGGUGAUCGACUUGGAUGAAACUUUGGUGCACAGUUCUUUUAAGCCUAUUAGCAAUGCUGAUUUCAUCGUUCCUGUAGAGAUUGAUGGCACAGUCCACCAGGUUUACGUAUUGAAACGACCGCAUGUUGACACGUUUCUGCAGAAGAUGGGGGAACUGUUUGAAUGUGUUCUCUUCACAGCUAGCCUAGCCAAGUAUGCAGACCCAGUGGCAGACCUGCUGGAUCAAUGGGGUGUAUUCAGAGCCAGGCUGUUCAGAGAAUCCUGUGUUUUCCACAGAGGGAACUACGUCAAAGACCUGAGUCGAUUAGGAAGAGAGCUCAGCAAAGUUAUUAUAGUGGACAAUUCACCAGCAUCCUACAUCUUCCAUCCAGAAAAUGCAGUCCCUGUGCAGUCGUGGUUUGAUGACAUCACAGACACAGAGCUGAUGGAUCUGAUCCCUUUCUUUGAAGGACUGAGCAAAGAGGAGGACGUGUACAGUGUGCUUCAGAACCUCCGAAGCAGGUAGCGCCGUCUGAGACCCUGCCACUGCCUCGAGGGCUCCAGAACCAGCGACGCCAACCCAACGUAGCCCAGCCCCCUCCUCCUUGAAGGCUCCAGAACCACCGACCACUCCCCCCACCCCCCCCGAACCCAGCACCCUCCUCCACUCGCCUCAAGGAUUCCACAACCACCGACACCAGCUCGGCCCCCUCCGAGCCCAGCCCCCUACUCCACCGACCCCCUGCCCAACUCCUCCUCCACCGGCCCAGCCCUCUCCUCCACCAGCCCGGCCCAGCCCCCUCCUCCACCUCCACCCCCCCCCCCCCAGCCCAGCCCCCUCCUCCACCAACCCCCAGCCCCCUUCUGCACCAGCCCCGCCCCCUCCUCCUCCGACGCCCAGCCCAGCCCCCUUCUCCACCCCCCAGUAGGACUCCAGAACCACGAGGGCCUUGUCGUAUCCAGCACAGCGCUCAAGAGGGCUGCUUUUGGUUUAUGUCGCAGAGAAGCAGCUCUGUUGCAGAUCUUCCUGUUCAACCUGAGAUGACUGCAUUGUGUGCUCAGUUCUAAAAGGGAGACACACAUCCUGAAGUCGUAAUGGACACAAUGAAUACGGACAACAGAUUUUACAAUACUUAUAAUAACUUCUUUAUAUUUACCAAAAAAAGAAGAAAAGGGGAAAAAAUAGUGUUUUGGGUAGUUCUCUGACAAUUUCAUUUUGAUUUUUGUUGGCCUCUUUUCUUGCUGUGCAGGCAGUUUCUACUUGAUCUAUAGUUGUUUACCUGACCCUUUUUCUUUCUUUUUCUCUUACUGAAUGAAGUGCCUUUUUCAAAUGUUGAUUUUAAUGGGGGAAAAAGUUACGUUUUGUACACAGCAUAUUUCCAGAGGACUUGUCUUUUAAUGACUGUAUGCUUUAAAAGAAAUUAUAAUGGAUCUUUUAUAAAGCAAUGUUAUUUAUGCAAAAGGUUUUUUGUUUUUAACUGCGGACGCUGGGUUUAUGUCGCCACACAAUCUUGUGAAUGGUUUUUCUUUUAAACUGGCUUCAAGUUCACACCGUUCUGUGGAGCUGCUUUUAUUUCUUUUGCAGUUUAUUAUCUGUAGAGCUGUGUUAGUGUCACUAUAGCCUUCAAGGACUUUGAAAGACAAGAAUGCAUUUGCAAUUGCUGUUACUCCUUUUCAUUAACGUUAUUUUAACAGAAAACACUUUGAUUAAAAAAUCCCUGAAUCCAGGACAGGAUUGGGAAUGAAUUAGGGUGCCAAUGGUUUUGUUUUUAAAUUGGUGCCAUUUUACAGGAAAGCACCCAGUGAGUGUAAAGUGCCACAACGUCCAACUGAGUGUGACAAGCCUGUGAGGCACUCUGUCAAGGUGCUGGAGCACACACCCAUAGCCUUAUAUAGAGAUUAUAGGAGCGUCAUUAGAAAUACACAGAGCACACUCCCAUAUCCUUGUAUAGAGAUUAUAGGAGCGUCAUUAGAAAUACACAGAGCACACUCCCAUAUCCUUGUAUAGAGAUUAUAGGAGCGUCAUUAGAAAUACACAGAGCGCACACCCAUAGCCUUGUAUAGAGAUUAUAGGAGCGUCAUUAGAAAUACACAGAGCACACUCCCAUAUCCUUGUAUAGAGAUUAUAGGAGCGUCAUUAGAAAUACACAGAGCACACUCCCAUAUCCUUGUAUAGAGAUUAUAGGAGCGUCAUUAGAAAUACACAGAGCGCACACCCAUAGCCUUGUAUAGAGAUUAUAGGAGCGUCAUUAGAAAUACACAGAGCACACUCCCAUAUCCUUGUAUAGAGAUUAUAGGAGCGUCAUUAGAAAUACACAGAGCACACUCCCAUAUCCUUGUAUAGAGAUUAUAGGAGCGUCAUUAGAAAUACAGAGAGCACACUCCCAUAUCCUUUUAUAGAGAUUAUAGAAGCGUCAUUAGAAAUACAGAGAGCGCACACCCAUAGCCUUGUAUAGAGAUUAUAGAAGCGUCAUUAGAAAUACAGAGAGCGCACACCCAUAGCCUUGUAUAGAGAUUAUAGAAGCGUCAUUAGAAAUACACAGAGCGCACACCCAUAUCCUUGUAUAGAGAUUAUAGGAGCGUCAUUAGAAAUACACAGAGCACACUCCCAUAUCCUUUUAUAGAGAUUAUAGAAGCGUCAUUAGAAAUACAGAGAGCGCACACCCAUAGCCUUGUAUAGAGAUUAUAGAAGCGUCAUUAGAAAUACACAGAGCGCACACCCAUAUCCUUGUAUAGAGAUUAUAGGAGCGUCAUUAGAAAUACACAGAGCACACUCCCAUAUCCUUGUAUAGAGAUUAUAGGAGCGUCAUUAGAAAUACAGAGAGCACACUCCCAUAUCCUUUUAUAGAGAUUAUAGAAGCGUCAUUAGAAAUACAGAGAGCGCACACCCAUAGCCUUGUAUAGAGAUUAUAGGAGCGUCAUUAGAAAUCCAGCAGCAAAUAGCAAAUGCCCUUGUAUUUCUUGGAGAUUUCUCCAGAAGCAUUUCUAAGGCUGGUAAAUAGUGAGGAUUGCUUUGCAUAAGCAAGGGUCCACUAUGGCACACAGAUUAUGUUUUGUUCUGCUGUUGCUCAGCAGGCUAUGAUGUUUGUUUGUUUGUUUUUUCUUUGCAAAGAGAUGAUGUGAAAGUGUGCCUCCUAGAGUUUCUAAGCGUUGGUACACAAUUGCAAAUGGAUCCUUUCAUUAUUUAAAAUGAGCCUCUUUUUUUUCUUGUGCAUUCGUUCAUUUAAUCUUAAAUUUUUUGGAGAUUCAUAAAGAAGCCAUCUUGGGGCAAGCUGGUGUAGCUUUGUAUUUUUGUUCAUGCUGCUGUGAGCGUACAGUCACCAAGUGGAGUCGACCAGCGGCUAAUGAAACUGUUCCUCACCACUGUGCCUACGCCUGGACAUACAUCACCACUGUAUGCAAUAAAGUCGGAAGACAGACUGCUUGAUGAGGCGCUCCUGGUUCCUGCCCACUUCAGCUUUUCUUUUAUUUUUUUUAUAAAGGUUUUAUACCCAUGUUGUCAGAUACUGUAGGUAUAUCUUCUGCAGUGUGCACAGUAAAGCUCUCUUUACAGCAGACAGUGUUACAAACCUUCAGUAUAAAAACAAUAAACAGUGUAUAUUUAUAUGAUAAGAUAUUUGGAGGUAAGUCUAUUUUGCAGAUAUUUUCCAAUGUAUUGCUGUGAAUCCAGUAGGAUCCAGAUGCGAUGGUGGUAUUGUCAGUUCUUCAGUAACUUUGUUUGAUUUACAUGCGCACGCUCAUACUAUGUGCAAGCCGUGUGCUUUAUCUUGGUUCAUUAUCAUGUUCCGUAUGCACUCAGCCCAGUUUCUCCAGAACAACUCCUAUUUCUCACAUCAUAUACUAACUGCAGCAUUCAUAAUGACACGCAGUACCAUUUUAACAACUUUAAAUAUUUUUUUAAUUGUAUUGUUUAUUCUGUUUUGGGUAUAAAAUGACUAGCGCUGGUACUUUUUAUUGUGGAAUGGCUUGGAACAAGCUGCAGUAUGGUGUGUGCUGGAGAUUCCCUGCCUAGACAACGUGGCUUAUUUGAUGACCCAGGAAAUGGGAAUAAAAAUAUCUGCAAAGUUUUGCAUUUCAAAAUGAGUGUGCAACAGGAGGCCAUCACAGUAAGUCGUGAGAAUGUUUGUAGAAGUUGAGGAGUUUUUGCAGUUUGUAAACCCUUCACAUGAUUGAUAGCCAUUGUAGAUUGUAAUGGGGUUUUCAGGAACUCCUUUACACGUCUAUAGUGUGUCAUUGGAAACCACUGCAUUAGCAGAUUUGGGAAAGGACUUCACUUUGUGAACGUUAACGAGAAGGCACUUUGCUUUGUGUAAUACCCACAACAGAGAUUUAUUUGUAUUCUAUUUUAUUUUGUAUUUGCAUGUGUGAAUGUAGCAGUCGAGCACUUGACUAAGGGAAGUGUAGUUGUAUUAUUAUUAUUCCGUGUUUGGAUCCGCUGCUGCAGAGUGCAGGGUUUUAACUGUAGAAGAGCUUUACUGGGCCUCAUGUUUUCAGUGAUGUGUUACGCAGUUUUGUGUUCUAUAUCCUUCAGACAAUGACAUGUCAUAUUAAAGCACCUUUUUAAAAACACAA